Molecule: messenger RNA, 1603 nt
Organism: Drosophila rhopaloa
Lineage: Eukaryota; Metazoa; Arthropoda; Insecta; Diptera; Drosophilidae
Product: UDP-glucosyltransferase 2-like
Exons: 1
Coding region: 25-1593 (522 amino acids)
Molecular function (GO): UDP-glycosyltransferase activity
Source: RefSeq, a predicted model, not a curated record
UUAGGUAGACAAAAUUUUGAUAAAAUGUUACCGGUUCGCUCCGUUGUUUUAUGUGUUCUCGCAGUAGUAGCUUCCACCCAGGGAGCCAAUAUACUGGGGAUCUACAGCGACCUCUUUCCCUCCCACUUAAUCAUCCACAUGUCCACGGCCAAGGCUCUGGCCGAAGCAGGACACAACGUGACCGUGGUAACAACAAUCCAGCCCAAGGUGAUGCACAAGGACAUCCACCUGAUUGUGGUGCCCGUCACGGAGGAACAGGAGCGCACUCUGGGAAAAGCGAUGGCCAUCAUGGCCGGGAACAAGAACGACGUCAUCAGCACAAGGUAUCUCCUCCUAAAUGAGCUGGAUGUGAUGAUCAGGAACCAGGCUGAUCUGCUUUCCGACCCGAGAUUCCUGAGCAUUUAUCAGACUAAAUUCGAUUUGUUGAUUUUGGGCUCCUUCUACAACGACUUCCAGUUGGGAGUUGCAGCCAAGCUGAAGGUUCCUGUGAUCGUCGAUUGGAUGAUACCGUCCAACAACGUGAUUGACGGGUUUGUGGCUAAUCCCUCUGAGAUCUCCUAUGUACCCAAUGCAUGCACCUAUGCCAGUGCUCCCAUGAGCAUUCUUAAACGGGCUGAGAACUUGGCCAAUCACCUGAUUCUCAAUUACUUGACCCGGCGAUUUGAUUACAAAUUUACUCGCAUAUACAAUGAAAUUUUUACAGAAAGAGAUUUUCCAACUCUAAAAGAGAUGAAAAAGAAUAUCUCAUUAAUCUUUGUGGGUUCACAUUUAAUCAGCGACCGUCCAAUUCGACCACUGGUUCCUGCGAUUGUUGAAAUCGGAGGAAUUCAAGUGAAGGAGACACCAGAUCCGCUGCCCACGGACAUUGAUCAGUUUCUAGAAAGGUCCACCAUGGGAGCCAUCUUCGUCUCAUUUGGCUCCAACAUCAAGAGUCAUAUGUUGAAGCCGGAAAUCGUCCAAAUCAUGUUUACAGUCCUGUCUGGCCUAAAACAAAACAUUAUCUGGAAGUGGGAGGACUUGGAGAAAACGCCAGGCAAUGCCUCAAACAUCCUGUACAAGGACUGGCUGCCCCAAGACGAUAUCCUGGCUCAUCCGAACACCAAGCUAUUUGUCAAUCACGCCGGAAAGAACAGCGUUACCGAAUCCCAAUACCAUGGUGUACCUAUGGUGGCCAUGCCCAUUUUCGGAGAUCACCCCGUGAACGCUGCCAUAUUGGUGCAAUCGGGAUACGGCGUGGCCCUUGACCUGCUCACCAUUACGGAAGACGGUUUCGGCAAGGCCAUUAACGAAGUCCUGGGGAAUGAAAAGUAUGGGCAUGCAGUUCGCAAAUUCUCCGCUCUGUACAGAGAUCGACCCCAAACUCCACGGCAGUCGGUUGUUUUCUGGACGGAGUACGUCCUGAGGCAUCAUGGUGCGCCCCAUUUGCAGAGUCCGGCGGUCCACAUGAGCUUCAUUGAGCUCCACAACCUGGACAUCUAUGCUCUAUUUGUGGCGAUCUUAGUCCUUCUUGCUCUCCUCGCCCGACUGGUCGGGAUUUACGUAGGUAUUUGGUAUUUAAAAAUAAAAGUAUUUAAAACUAAGAAAUUGAUUUAAAAUAUCUAAA